Ogataea philodendri is the source of this 267-nucleotide messenger RNA. RefSeq lists its product as uncharacterized. Lineage: Eukaryota; Fungi; Ascomycota; Pichiomycetes; Pichiales; Pichiaceae. The record is from RefSeq and is a predicted model, not a curated record. Bases 1 to 267 code for a protein of 88 amino acids. The transcript has a single exon.
AUGUUGGUAUCCAGGUCGUUCAAGAUACCAGUACAGACUUUCAGAUGGGUCUGGAGCUCGGUUUCUAAAACAGCCAUCACAUUGAUCAGAACACUCUCCAAUGCCCUAAACUCGUACGAUUGGAUGUACGGACUGAUUCCAUGUACCGUCUUCACCUUCAGCUUUGCCUCCAGAUCGUACAUGAAAAGACUGAGUUGCGAAGCCGCGUCAGAGUUGGCCGUGUCGAACACCAAGACCGAGUCCGCUUUGAUCAGCGCCUUGAUAUGA